Messenger RNA from Guillardia theta CCMP2712, 600 nucleotides. RefSeq lists its product as hypothetical. NCBI's taxonomy places the organism in Eukaryota, Cryptophyceae, Pyrenomonadales, Geminigeraceae. The record is from RefSeq and is a predicted model, not a curated record. The transcript is spliced from 4 exons. Gene Ontology annotation, molecular function: protein binding. The annotation marks the transcript as partial.
CUGACGGGGCAUCGAGGAGGAGUGACGGACUGUGACGUCAGCAGGGACGGCGAGCGGCUGCUCUCUGCGUCCGAGGACAAGACGAUCCGACUGUGGUCGCUUGAAAGAGGAGAACCCAUACAGCAGUUCACCGGCCACCAUGAGGCCGUUCUCAGCUGCUGCUUCAGCGGGUACGACUCCGAGCUGUUUGCCAGCGGGUCGGCGGAUCAGACGAUCAGAGUCUGGGACAUGAGGACAGGAUGUCUCAUCCGAAGCCUCAGGGGACACAAGGGGAAGGUCUUGUGUGUAGCAACUGCUGUCGACGGUCCCCAGGUCGUCAGUUCAGGAGAGGACGGGACGUUGCGCAUGUGGAACCCGGAUGGGGGCAUGCAGAUUGAUCAGGAGGGGCACAUGAAGAAAGUUCUCUGCAUCGCCUUCUCCGAAGACGGUCGCUACUUUGCGUCAGGAUCAGCAGACGCCAGCAUCCUCUGUUGGAAUCUCAAGGAAGAGAAGAGCGUUCUCCUGCGAGGACACACGGGGGAGGUCAACCAGCUCCUCUUCACACGCGACCUCAUCCUCCUAUCUGUCUCCUCCGACGCCUCGUUUCGUCUAUGGUCGUUG